Paramecium octaurelia is the source of this 1410-nucleotide messenger RNA. The record is from the annotation of a GenBank genome assembly. Lineage: Eukaryota; Ciliophora; Oligohymenophorea; Peniculida; Parameciidae.
AUGAAUCACUAAAAAGAGAGUGAAUAUGAGGAUGUAAUUAGAUUUGCAUAUUAUGUAGUCUGAUAGAAGUCAAUUAAGUUAAUCAAUUUAACAGAAAAAUAAGGAAAGAAAAUUAAGAAAAAUUGAAAAGUUAUAAUCUCUAAUCAACAAACCAUUUUAUUAAUUGACUUAGGAAGAAAUCAAUAAAAGAAGAAUACUAUCCAAAGUAUCUGAUCUUAUGGUUAAAACCACUAAUGCAUCCUAACUUCUAUAACCAAUUGAUCAAUAAAAAAGUAGUGAUCAUAAGUUUUUGCUUAACAUUAAUCAUCUGCAAAAUACUUCAAUUCCUAAAAUACCUCCAACUAUUGCAGAUUCUGAGAAAGAUUAUGUAGAUUAUUUGAUGAUGAAAAAGUGUAAUCCUAUAAAUAUAUAGAACUUAUAGAAAAGUAAGAGGAGUAGUUGAGAAAAUAAGUGACUAGAAAAUAAAACUUAAAAGAAAACUAUGAUUAAUUAUGGCAGCAGCAAGAGGAUCUAUCAGAUAAAGAAAUAUAAGAUCCCUUUAAUGUUAGUAAAGCACUGAAUAUAGUGCAUAAAAAGGAGCUUUAGAAAUCGGAUGAGAGAAUUUAUUUUGAUAAGAACUCUUCCUCUGUCUAAAGCAACUCGAACUUUCAAUCUUUGACUAAUUCAAGAUUAAUCCUUAUGUAAGAUCAAGAUAUAAAUGAAACUGAAGUAUAUUGCUCCUUUAAUUUAGUUUAGAGAACAAUAGGCAAGGAGAACUCUUAAAAAAAUGAAAACCAGAAAAGUUAUAAAUAUUGUCUAAAAAGCUACAAAAAAAAUUUAUAAUAAAAAAGAAGAGUAAAUUUAAAAAGAAUUAAUUAUGCAUUAAGUUUAUAAACAAAUGAAUAAAGAAAAAAAAAAGGAGAGUAUAAAAUCAAUAGAUAGUGUUUUUAGAAAUUGUAAUAAUUUUUGAUUAACGUAUUAGCUCAAAGUGAAUAAACCUUUUUGUAAUCCUAAAAUCAUUAGAAAAUGAUUACAAAUAAAUUACUUAGCGAAAAAACAUUUUUUUAACCUAAGAAAUUAAAUGAAAUUAGACCAAUUUAAAGCAGGGUUCAAUUAAGUCACAUUAUCUAAAAAUAAGACUCAAGAAUUGAUGAUACCCCUCCUAAAUUUCAAAGUAGAAAAAUAAGUCUCAUUAAUGAUAAAAUUGCUAAUUUAGUAUAGCAAAUUGAUUUAAUUUAACAAAAGGAAAUGGAUUAAAUGACCUUUAUAAAAUAACUGGAAAAUGAGCAAGAUAUAUAUCAGACUUAUAGGUAGUCUCUUUAACCAGAUUAAAUUUAAGAUACAUUAAAAUCGCUCUUAGGUCCAAGUAACAAUAAUUAUAGAAAACCUUUUAGGUUUAGUAAUAAAAAAUUUUUUAAUCAAGUUUUAUGA